UCUCUUUCUCUCUCUUCCGAGAAAAGAAAAGCAACAUUUCUCUCUCUAAGAGCCAUAUUUUCGGUGGGGGUUUAUGCGCUUUUCUUCAAAUCUUCUUGUGCAAGACGACUAGACGUGUACAUGCAUACAUAUAUGUGUAUGUUGAUGUAUGCAUAGGUGUGUGUGUGGUGAAUUAGAGAGGGAGGGUUUGUUUAUUGGGUUCUCUGAGUUUUCAGUUUCGUCAACCCUAUGCUCAAUGACCCGAAUUGGGGUCGAAUCGAAAACCUUACUGGACUUCGUCUGUGAUGACUCUUGAUACUAGUGGAUGGCUCGAUUUCGAUUCCUCUUCUUCUUCUCUGUGGUCGCUAUUGCGGUUUUUGCCGUAAACCCUAGUUCAAGCUAUCGAUUCGCCAUUGUGGAACCGAAUUCGGGUUUUGAUUCGGGUUUGGACCCGGAUUCAGAGUCGCUGCUUUUCCAUCAGGAUUACUCGCCGCCGGCUCCGCCACCGCCACCUCCGCACGGACCUUCUGUAUCCUGCAACGAGGAUCUCGGCGGCGUUGGAUUCUUGGAUACUACUUGUAAGAUUGUUGCCGAUUUGAAUCUUACGCACGAUGUUUAUAUAGCUGGGAAGGGUAAUUUUAUCAUCCUACCCGGGGUUAAGUUUCACUGCCCGAUCCCCGGAUGCUCCAUAGCUAUCAAUGUUUCUGGGAACUUCUCUCUGGGCGCGGAAUCUACAAUUGUCGCUGGGACAUUGGACCUUUCAGCUGGUAACGCUAGCUUUGCCGACGGGUCCGCUGUGAACACGACGGGCUUAGCCGGGAACCCUCCGCCACAGACCAGCGGAACGCCGCAGGGGAUUGAUGGUGCUGGUGGUGGACAUGGUGGUAGAGGCGCUUGCUGUUUGACCGACACUAAGAAGCUUCCCGAAGAUGUGUGGGGAGGUGAUGCAUACUCCUGGUCAACUCUAAAUAAGCCGUGGAGCUACGGUAGUAAAGGCGGGUCAACGAGCAGGGAGAUUGAUUAUGGAGGAGGAGGAGGCGGGAGAGUGAAGAUGAAUAUUCUGCAGUUUCUGGAUGUUAACGGAAGCCUUUUGGCAGACGGAGGUGAUGGAGGAGCCAAAGGCGGUGGUGGGUCUGGUGGCAGCAUCUUCAUCACGGCAUAUAAGAUUGCAGGACUGGAAUUGGACAGAUCAGUGCAUGUGGUGGGAGUGGUUACGGUGGUGGGGGUGGUGGAAGAGUAUCUGUCGAUAUUUUUAGCAGGCAUGAUGACCCGAAGAUCUUUGUGCAUGGUUAGAUUCUCUUCCUUAGGAGGUGGACACAGUAUCGGAUGUCCAGAUAACUCAGGUGCUGCUGGGACGCUAUACGAUGCUGUUCCUCGAAGCCUUUUCGUUAGCAACUAUAAUCUGACGACAGAUACUUAUACGCUUCUCUUAGAAUUUCCCUUCCAGCCUCUUUGGACCAAUGUUUAUAUUCAGGAUAAAGCGCGAGCAACUUGUCCUCUGCUAUGGAGCCGUGUCCAGGUUCAAGGACAGAUUAGUUUGUUGGGCGGUGGUGUUUUGAGCUUCGGAUUAUCACAUUAUGGUACAUCAGUAUUCGAGUUGUUGGCUGAAGAACUCUUAAUGAGUGAUUCCACUAUCAAGGUUUACGGGGCUUUACGCAUGACUGUCAAGAUGUUCUUGAUGUGGAAUUCAGAGUUGCAUAUUGAUGGAGGAGGAGGAGAUACAAGUGUUUCGACUUCCAUACUUGAGGCUAGCAAUUUAUUCGUUCUUAGGGAAUCAUCUGUAAUUCGGUCAAAUGCAAAUCUUGGAGUCCAUGGGCAGGGUUUCUUGAAUCUAACGGGACCAGGGGAUUCCAUUGAAGCACAACGGCUUGUUUUAUCACUGUUUUACCGGAUUUAUGUUGGGCCCGGAUCUAUUUUGCGUGCUCCUCUUCUGAAUGCAUCCCGAGAUGCUGUUACACCAAAGCUCUAUUGUGAUCGGCAAGAUUGCCCCUAUGAACUACUGAAUCCACCAGAGGAUUGCAAUGUCAAUUCAUCUCUGUCCUUUACUCUACAGAUAUGCCGAGUUGAGGAUAUUCUAGUCGAAGGUUUCAUCAAAGGAUCAGUAGUUCAUUUCCAUCGCGCAAAAACAGUUACCCUCGAACCCUCUGGAGAGAUUAGUGCCAGUGGAAUGGGUUGUAGAGGUGGUGUGGGUGAAGGUAAAUUGCUUGGAAAUGGUAUUGGCAGUGGUGGUGGGCAUGGUGGUAAAGGGGGCCGUGUAUGUAACAAUAGCAGCUGUGUUGAAGGUGGAAUUACGUAUGGAAAUGCAGAUCUCCCUUGUGAGCUUGGCAGUGGAAGUGGUGAUUAUAGCCCGGGUUAUUCAUCUGCUGGUGGUGGUAUUGUAGUGAUUGGUUCAAUGGAGCAGCCUCUAUCUGGUUUAUCACUUGAUGGCUCGAUAAGGGCUGAUGGAGAAAAUGUCAAACGUUUGGGCAGAGAUGAAAACGGUUCUAUUGUAGCACCUGGUGGUGGCUCUGGUGGAACAGUUCUUUUGUUCCUGCGUUAUCUUAUGUUAGGAGAGUCGUCUCUUCUCUCAAGUGCUGGUGGGUCUGGCAGUCCUUCAGGUGGUGGUGGCGGCGGAGGUGGGAGGAUUCAUUUUCAUUGGUCAAACAUUCCCACUGGGGACAUAUACCAGCCUAUUGCUAGUGUUCAAGGAAUAAUCCAUGCUCGGGGGGGAGGGGCAGUAGAUGAUGGUUUUUCUGGUAAAAAUGGCACAAUAACUGGGACGCCUUGUCCAAAGGGACUCCACGGUAUAUUUUGCAAGGAAUGUCCAUCUGGUACAUUUAAGAAUGUUACUGGAUCUGACACGUCUCUUUGCCGUCCUUGUCCCGUCGAUGAGCUUCCAACUCGUGCUGUCUAUCUCCCAGUUCGAGGUGGUGUUUCUGAGACACCAUGUCCGUAUCGAUGUAUAUCGGAAAGGUAUCACAUGCCACACUGUUACACCGCUCUGGAGGAGUUAAUUUACACAUUUGGUGGGCCCUGGUUGUUUGGUUUUCUUCUGAUGGGUCUUCUCAUCCUCUUAGCACUUGUACUUAGCGUUGCACGAAUGAAAUUUGUUGGAGUUGAUGACUUACCCGGCCCAGCUCCUACGCAGCAUGGCUCUCAAAUAGAUCAUUCAUUCCCUUUCCUUGAAUCACUAAAUGAGGUGUUGGAAACAAAUAGAGCAGAGCAAUCUCAGAGUCAUGUGCAUAGAAUGUAUUUUAUGGGUCCUAAUACGUUCAGUGAGCCAUGGCAUCUCUCGCAUGUCCCCCCGGAGGAGAUAAAAGAGAUAGUAUAUGAGGCUGCAUUUAACACAUUUGUCGACGAAAUCAACUCUAUAGCUGCAUAUCAAUGGUGGGAAGGUGCAAUAUAUAGUAUUCUGUCUGUGGUUGCAUAUCCGCUUGCGUGGUCAUGGCAGCAGUGGCGGCGGAAGUUGAAGUUGCAAAGAUUGCGUGAGUUUGUACGUUCAGAAUAUGAUCAUUCCUGUUUACGCUCCUGUCGCUCCCGGGCUUUAUACGAGGGUCUGAAGGUCGCUGCUACCUCCGAUUUGAUGCUUGCAUAUCUGGAUUUCUUCCUUGGCGGAGAUGAAAAAAGGACGGACCUUCCACCACGGCUUCAACAAAGGUUUCCAAUGCCCAUAAUGUUUGGUGGUGAUGGCAGUUACAUGGCUCCUUUCUCGCUUCAAAAUGACAACAUUCUUACCAGUCUGAUGAGUCAGCUCGUUCCGCCCACUACUUGGUACAGACUGGUGGCUGGUGUAAAUGCUCAAUUACGUCUUGUUCACCGUGGGCGUCUGAGAUCUACAUUUCAUUCUGUUUUGAGAUGGUUAGAAACUCAUGCUAAUCCUGCUUUGGAGACACAUGGCAUACGGGUUGAUCUUGCCUGGUUCCAGACUACGGCUUGUGGUUACUGCCAAUAUGGUCUCUUGAUUCAUGCUGCUGAGGAUUGUGAAUCAACAUCACCUCGGUGUGUCAGUGAAUCAGCAUGGACUGAUAUCCAGCCACGUUACGGCGUGAGUGCACAUAAAGAAAAUUCUCCAGCACAUUUAAGAGAGAGUAUGCUCUACAACCAAACUCACACAAACACAGAGGAUUAUACAACACGCAGAAAGAACUAUGGAGGGAUAAUCGACCUUGACAGCUUACCAAGUCUGAAAGAGAAGAGAGAUUUGUUUUUCCUUCUCUCUUUCUUAGUUCACAACACUAAACCUGUGGGCCACCAGGAUAUGGUUGGCUUAGUUAUCUCGAUGUUACUUCUAGGAGAUUUUAGUCUAGUCUUGCUCACACUGCUCCAGCUGUAUUCGAUUUCUUUGCUGGAUGUACUUUUGGCUUUGUUCAUAUUACCUCUCGGCUUGCUUUUGCCAUUUCCCGCUGGGAUCAAUGCCUUAUUCAGUCAUGGACCCAGACGCUCUGCUGGCCUAGCACGAGUUUACGCCUUGUGGAACUUCAUGUCCUUAGUCAAUGUGUUUGUUGCUUUUCUCUGCGGAUAUGUUCAUUAUAACAGCGAAUCAUCAGCUAGCAAGAAAAUCCCAUUUCAGCCGUGGAAUAUAAACAUGGGUGAAAGUGAAUGGUGGAUAUUUCCAGCGGGACUGGUCGUGUGUAAGAUAAUGCAAUCGCAGCUCAUAAAUCGACAUGUAGCAAACCUGGAGAUACAAGACCGUUCGUUGUAUAGUAAAGAUUAUGAUUUGUUUUGGCAGUCGUAACAAAGUCUUGUCAGGUAAAUUUUUCGAGAACAAUCUAAAACAGCCCUGCCCCAGUUUUUUUUUUUUUUUUGGGUUUUGUUUGUUUCUCUUCUUGUAAUUCUAUUACUCUAGGUGAAUAGAAUUAGGAUACAAAAGAGAAGGAACUCUGAUUGUCAAGGGAAACAGAAAGAAAAGAAAAAGGAAACAAGCUUAUUUGAUGGAUAUAAUGUAGAGGGACAAAACUUGUAAUCUAAAGAUCCUUGGUUGGGUUUUUUGGUGGGGAAAAAGAGUUGGUCUUUGCUUUGGUUUCAUUUGGAUAGUCGCAUUGGUGAAGAUGCUUAAUGUUUGUAUGUAAAUAAGUGAGAAACCAAUGAUCUAUCUUAUCUACUUGGGGCUGUGUUUAUCAUUUCUGCCUCAAUACUCUUUGACUUGUUUUUAGUGAAUAUUAACAAGAAAUGGAUUUGCGUCUUCAUUU
Molecule: messenger RNA, 5147 nt
Organism: Eutrema salsugineum
Lineage: Eukaryota; Viridiplantae; Streptophyta; Magnoliopsida; Brassicales; Brassicaceae
Exons: 22
Coding region: 305-4693 (1462 amino acids)
Source: RefSeq, a predicted model, not a curated record